Messenger RNA from Lachnellula hyalina, 1074 nucleotides. Its product is annotated as Aldo-keto reductase. The transcript has 3 exons. The record is from RefSeq and is a predicted model, not a curated record. NCBI's taxonomy places the organism in Eukaryota, Fungi, Ascomycota, Leotiomycetes, Helotiales, Lachnaceae. The coding region runs from base 1 to 1074 and encodes 357 amino acids.
AUGCCUCCCCCACCAGUUCCCGCCUCGCUCCAAAAGAGCAUCGACGAUACCAAAGUCGAGUACGUCCAACUCGGCACCUCGGGCCUACGCGUCUCCUCGCCUAUUCUAGGCACGAUGGGUAUUGGCAGUAAGCAAUGGUUAGAAUGGGUCAUUGAGGAAGAGGAAGGACUGCAGGUAUUAAAGAUGGCUUGGGAUAGAGGACUUACUACUUGGGACACGGCGAAUGUAUACUCAUCCGGAGCCAAUGAAGAAAUCGUCGGCAAGGCGAUCACAAAAUUCAACAUCCCACGGGAGAAGCUCACACUGUUGGCAAAAGUCAGGGGGACUGUGCCUGAGGAGCCGGGGGUGUUUAAUUGGAUGUUUGAGGACCAGAUGGCGAAGUCUAAGGACUACGUGAACAAAGGCGGUCUUUCCCGCGGCGCAAUCUUCAAAGCCGUAAACGCAUCCCUCAAACGUCUAGGCACGGAUUAUAUCGACCUGCUCCAAAUCCACCGCUACGACCCCGAUGUGCCGCCCGCCGAAACCAUGAAAGCGUUACACGACCUAGUGGAGAGCGGCAAGGUGCGCUACAUUGGCGCGAGUUCCAUGUGGACGUACCAAUUCGCCAGCAUGCAAUUCAUAGCAGAGAAGAACGGGUGGACGAAGUUUAUCAGCAUGCAGAACCGGUACAAUCUGUUGUAUAGGGAGGAGGAGAGGGAGAUGAUGCGGUUUUGUAAGGAGACGGGCGUAGGGAUUAUUCCCUGGGGGCCGUUGGCGAACGGGUUGUUGGCGAAGCCGUUUGGGGAGCAGAGUGCGAGGAGUGCGCAGAGUACGGCGCUGAGUGGGAUUACGGAGGUGGAUAGGGCGAUUAAUGGGAGGGUGGGGGAGAUGGCGGGGAAGAAGGGGUGGAAGAUGAGUCAGGUUGCUAUGGCGUGGGUUAAGGGGAGAGGGGCAAUUCCUAUCGUGGGGUUGAGUAGUUCGAGUGUGGAGAGGUUGGAUGAUAUUUGUAAGUUGAGGGAUUUGGAGUUGAGCGAGGAGGAGAUGAAUUAUUUGGAGGAAUUGUAUAUUCCUAAGCCUGUUGCUGGACACACUUAA